AUGUAUAGAAAAUUAUACCUUCUUCUGGAUCAAACACCGCCAGUUCCUUUCUCACCGCCUUCCCCAUCACCUCCGCCAUCUAAAUCAAGAUCCCCCUCACCUUUAACAGAAACUAUGCGUGUCGUAAAAGGAGAAACAUCUUCCCGACAAUCCUAUCAACGUUCUGCUAAAGGAAAUGUUUCAAUUUUGGAAGCUUCCCCUGAAGGCAAAUACAUUGUAAUCGAGAAUACCCAUCGUUCAAAAGAAGAGAAUAUUGGCGAGUGGAAAUUGAAACGACGCAUAGAUGGAAAACGUGAUAUUGUGUACACCCUUCCUCAUAACUUUGUCCUUCGACCAAUGGCACGUUUAAAAAUUUGGGCACGUAAUCAAGGUGGCCUUCAUGCGCCUCCCGAUCAACUUGUAUAUGAUGGUGAGGAGUCAUUUGGUGUUGGAUCUAAUGUGCACACAAUUCUCUACAAUAAAGAAGGAGAAGAACGUGCUGCGUGUAUUCAACGUUCAAGCCAAACAGCAGCUUAA
Meloidogyne enterolobii is the source of this 516-nucleotide messenger RNA. The record is from the annotation of a GenBank genome assembly. NCBI's taxonomy places the organism in Eukaryota, Metazoa, Nematoda, Chromadorea, Rhabditida, Meloidogynidae.